UGAAUAGUCACUGUGUGUGCCCGUAGCCUUGUUGACAUGUUUUCCCUAUGGAAAUUCGGCUGUGUUUUAAAGGAUUUAAACUGGUGUACCAAGCGAACUGUGACCACGUGCGGGAUUGUUCUUAAGAAGUUUAAUGAGCCGUUGUCUGCCAACUCGAUGCCGAGAGGAGGUGGGAUCGCUUCCAUGAUGCGCUUACCAAUCGCUGAUUCUGCCAAAGGUUUAGACGCAUGUUUUCUUGGUGUUCCGCUUGAUACCGGGACAUCGUACAAGUCUGGAUCGAAAAUGGGUCCACGAUUUAUUCGGGUGGAGUCAGCCAUGAUUCGACAAGUAAAUAUUGACACAGGCGCAGCUCCGUUUGAGUCGUUGAUGGUAGCCGACAUCAGUGACGUUCCCGUGAAAACCUCCAAUCUACUGGAGUCAUGUCGUCAGAUCCGGGAACACCUUGCAGACGUCAUCAGCAAUGGCUGCAUCCCCAUGGUGAUGGGCGGAGACCACACAAUAUCUUACCCGAUUCUGCAAGCCAUGAAGGAUAAAUAUGGUCCAGUUGGGUUAAUUCAUCUUGACGCCCACUCCGACACUAUGGAGUCGGUAAUGGGGGAGAAAAUUGCAAAUGCCACGCCUUUCCGCCGAGCUGUAGAAGAUGGCUGCCUCGACACUAACAGAGUUAUCCAGAUUGGACUGCGGGGAAGUGGGUACUCUCCCUUUGACUAUGACUGGGCCAGAAAACAAGGAUUCCGAUUGGUUCUGGGACAGGACUGCUGGGGGAAGUCCCUGGAGGGUCUGAUGGUCGAGGUCCGUGAAAUGAUGGGAGAUAAGCCAGUCUACAUUUCAUUCGACAUCGACGCCAUGGAUCCAAGCUACGCACCAGGAACAGGUGUUCCAGAGAUCGCUGGCUUGACGCCGCAACAGGCAUUACAAAUCAUCCGAGGCUGUCGUGGUCUCAACAUCGUUGGUGCUGACGUCGUGGAGGUGUUGCCUUCAUACGAUGCAGCAUCUAUCACUUCCAUCAUGGCGGCUAACCUUCUGUUUGAAAUUUUGUGCGUUCUGCCUGGGGUAAAAUAUUACGACAGAGAGCAGACCUGACUGGCCAACUCUUGUAAAUCGACCAUUUUAGCAUUGUUUAAAGAACAGUAUAUAUGUAUAUACAUGGAACACAUGGAUCGACCAUUUUAGUAUUGUUUAAUAAACAGGACAUAUUUGUAGAUCAGGAACACUUAUAAGUCAACCAUUUUAGCAUUGUUUAAUAAACAGGACAUAUUUGUAGAUA
Messenger RNA from Gigantopelta aegis, 1267 nucleotides. RefSeq names its product agmatinase, mitochondrial-like. Bases 37 to 1083 code for a protein of 348 amino acids. Gene Ontology annotation, molecular function: agmatinase activity; metal ion binding. The transcript is spliced from 7 exons. The record is from RefSeq and is a predicted model, not a curated record. Lineage: Eukaryota; Metazoa; Mollusca; Gastropoda; Neomphalida; Peltospiridae.